This is a messenger RNA of Trichoderma gamsii, 459 nucleotides long. RefSeq lists its product as hypothetical. The transcript has 4 exons. The record is from RefSeq and is a predicted model, not a curated record. Gene Ontology annotation, molecular function: phosphoprotein phosphatase activity. NCBI's taxonomy places the organism in Eukaryota, Fungi, Ascomycota, Sordariomycetes, Hypocreales, Hypocreaceae. Bases 1 to 459 code for a protein of 152 amino acids.
AUGCACUUCAUCGAAAAAAAUAUGGAUCAAGAAACUCGGCUGCAGCAAGUACCCAACUUUAGAGAUGUUGGCAAAACCGUCAACCAGCAUCUAGGAGAGAGACGCAUUCGCGAGGGCCUCUUUUACCGCUCUGGAAGGCUAGACGAUGCCACCGCUGCGGACAAGAACCUCAUCCGAGAUGAGCUUGAGAUGAAGACUGUCAUUGAUUUACGGACAAAAGCGGCCAUAGAACACGACUACUUUCUCACUGACGCUGCUCUUGUGCCCAGCCGGCCUCAGAUGCUUAUAGAAAUCCAUGAGAUUGGCUUAACUGAUGAGUGGGCGGGUACUGCAAACGAUAUGAUUUCCUCGAUUGAAUCUCACAUCAAAGCCAAAUACGGAAGCUUAGACGGCUACCUUGACUCCAUUGGGUUUGGCCAAGAGCAGCGAGCUCUGGUCCAAAAGACUCUACUUUACUGA